Molecule: messenger RNA, 1162 nt
Organism: Leptinotarsa decemlineata (Colorado potato beetle)
Lineage: Eukaryota; Metazoa; Arthropoda; Insecta; Coleoptera; Chrysomelidae
Product: AH receptor-interacting protein
Molecular function (GO): peptidyl-prolyl cis-trans isomerase activity; protein binding
Source: RefSeq, a predicted model, not a curated record
AGACUUAAUAAUUAACUUUUCAAUUUGGAAUUUAGACCAUAUUUCAAUUAGUUUUUUCUGUGAUUUGUUAUUUUUGUCUUCAAAACAGAUAUGUUUGUCUUUCAGUUCUCAAUCUAAAGCACAAUUUAAUGCUCAUGGCUCCUAACAAAGAUCUCAUUGUCAAAAAAACUCUUUAUGCUGGUAAAGAGGUAAUUCAUUUCAAGGAUGGCACAAAGAUCCAUUUUCACUUCCAAACAAGGCUGUGUAAUAAUGACAAAACUUUACUUGACGAUUCAAGAAAAAUGGGAAAAGGACAACCUUUGGAGCUGGUCCUGGGCAAAAAAUUCAAACUAGAAGUCUGGGAAGCUAUUUUGCAGAAAAUGGCUUUGUAUGAAGUGGCACAAUUUACUGUGGAUAAAAGUCUUGUUAUACAAUAUCCGUUUGUUGCGAAAACCCUCAGAGAUCUCAAUAAACCCAAAGAACAAAGAAAUACACAUUGCUGUGCAAUGACUCUGCAAAAUGAAGGAAUUGGAUAUAAUGAUUUAAAUGACUUCCUUAAAAAUCCUUCGGAUUUAGAAUUUACUAUUGAAUUGGUGAAAGUAGAACAACCUGACAGUUACGAGAAGGAAACAUGGCAGAUGGCAGAAGAGGAGAAAAUUGAUCUCAUUCCCAAACUGAGAGAACAAGGAAAUGAGCAGUACAAAAAUAAAAACUAUAAAUAUGCAGCAGAUUUGUAUGCAAAAGCGGUGGGGAUGUUAGAACAGCUGAUGCUCAAAGAAAAACCUCAUGAUACAGAAUGGAAUGAAAUGGACAAACAGAAAAUACCGAUUCUUCUGAAUUAUGCUCAGUGCAAACUGAACGAAGGAGAUUAUUAUGCAGUCAUUGAGCACUGUACUACAGUUUUGAAAUCAGACAAAGAUAAUGUCAAAGCUUACUUCAGAAGAGCAAAAGCACAUGCCCAUGUUUGGAAUGUCGAUGAAGCAAAGCAGGACUUCGAGAAAGUGAUUGAACUUGAUAAAAGCCUGGAGUUGUUAGUUAGGAAGGAACUAGCAGCAUUAGACCAAAGAGUGAAAAGCAAGGAUUUGGAGGAUAAGGAAAAAUAUAGCAAAAUUUUCACUUAAUUAUUGAUAACUAUGUUUAUUACUAACUCUUAACUUUGUAAAAAAUAUAUGUAUUUAUAUUU